GGCUAGGGUUUUCUGGAGGGGGCUCGCCCCGCAGCCUCGCAGCCCCGAUUAGGUCCCCAGUAAGCUGCGGACAGCUGCGCCCGGUGGCCGCGGGGCACCCAGAGCCCGGGGCUCGCCGAAGCCCUCCGGAGAAGCCGGGGCAGCCCCGAUCCCCCAUUCAGUGGCUAGGGCCGGAGGCCACAGAAAACAAAGUGAGAGUGCAGCGGUGUUCCGGUGCCUGGGCCACGGCGGCGGCCCCGGGAGCAGAGGUAGUACGACCCCAUUACGCUAAGGAUGAGAGGUUGGGGUUGGCUGGCCCUGCUUCUUGGGGCUCUGCUGGGAACUGCCUGGGCUCGAAGGAGCCAGGAUCUGCACUGUGGAGCUUGCAGGGCUCUGGUGGAUGAAUUAGAGUGGGAAAUUGCUCAGGUGGACCCCAAGAAGACCAUUCAGAUGGGCUCUUUCCGGAUCAAUCCAGAUGGCAGCCAGUCAGUUGUGGAGGUACCUUAUGCCCGCUCAGAAGCCCACCUCACAGAACUGCUUGAGGAGGUAUGUGACCGUAUGAAAGAGUAUGGGGAACAGAUUGACCCUUCUACCCACCGCAAGAACUAUGUUCGUGUUGUGAGCCGGAACGGAGAAUCUAGCGAACUUGAUCUACAAGGCAUUCGGAUUGAUUCAGAUAUUAGUGGCACCCUCAAGUUUGUGUGUGAGAGCAUUGUGGAGGAAUACGAGGACGAACUUAUUGAAUUCUUUUCCCGAGAGGCUGAAAACGUCAAAGACAAACUUUGCAGUAAGCGAACAGAUCUGUGUGACCAUGCCCUGCACAUAUCUCAUGAUGAACUUUGAACCACUGGAGCAGCAUAGACCAGCUUGAUGGAUUAUGCCCCCUCCCCCAGGGGAAGAUGAUGGCAUUGCCUUUUAUAUUGUUUUUAUGGAAAUGAACUGAAAAAAAUGAAACCAAAAGGACAAA
This is a messenger RNA of Jaculus jaculus (lesser Egyptian jerboa), 946 nucleotides long. It is a transcript of the gene Cnpy2, whose product is annotated as canopy FGF signaling regulator 2. NCBI's taxonomy places the organism in Eukaryota, Metazoa, Chordata, Mammalia, Rodentia, Dipodidae. The transcript is spliced from 6 exons. The coding region runs from base 274 to 822 and encodes 182 amino acids. Gene Ontology annotation, cellular component: endoplasmic reticulum. The record is from RefSeq and is a predicted model, not a curated record.